Alternaria rosae is the source of this 1428-nucleotide messenger RNA. Its product is annotated as aldo/keto reductase. The coding region runs from base 109 to 1200 and encodes 363 amino acids. The transcript is spliced from 3 exons. Gene Ontology annotation, cellular component: cytoplasm. NCBI's taxonomy places the organism in Eukaryota, Fungi, Ascomycota, Dothideomycetes, Pleosporales, Pleosporaceae. The record is from RefSeq and is a predicted model, not a curated record.
CUUAGUCCGUUCCAGUGCCUAUUUCACUCUUAAAACCAAGUCCUUCUCAGUCGGAUUGCACAGCAGUCUGUCUUCCAGCUGAACCAAACCUCAUUACCCGAUACUACAAUGUCUCUACCCACUGCACCUCUUGGUCGCGAUGGCCCUCAAGUCAACCGCCUGGGAUUCGGUCUCAUGGGCUUGUCCUCCUUUUACGGAAAACCGAAGCCAGACUCCGAGCGUUUGGCAAUGCUUGACUUGGCCCACAAGAUAGGCGAACGCUUCUGGGACUCUUCUGAUGUUUACGGCGACAACGAAGACUUGAUAGGACAGUGGUUUAAGGCCAACCCCGAGAAGCGCGAGGAUAUCUUCCUUGCUACCAAGUUUGCUUUCAAGAACUCGACCGGCACGAUCGACACUUCUCCAGAACACGUCAAGGUAGCCAUCGAGAAGUCUCUUCAGCGUCUCGGAGUCGAGCAUGUCGACCUUUACUACUGUCACCGUGUCGACCAGAAGACGCCGAUCGAACUCACUGUGCAAGCCAUGGCCGACCUUGUCAAUCUCAAGAAAGUAAAGUAUCUCGGCCUGUCAGAAGUUAGCUCUGAGACUCUACGAAGAGCGCACAAGGUCCAUCCCAUAUCCGCCGUACAGGUCGAAUACUCCCCCUUUGCGCUGGAGAUCGAGAGCAAGCAGAUUGAUCUACUGAAGACGUGCCGCGAGCUUGGUGUGGCGGUUGUAGCCUACUCGCCUCUCAGUCGCGGCAUGUUGACUGGCGCCAUCAAGAGCCCAGACGACUUUGAGGAAGGCGACUUCCGUCGCUAUGCGCCCCGCUUCAGUGCCGAGAACUUCCCCAAAAACCUUAGGCUCGUGGACAGCAUCACUGAGAUUGCAAAGGAGAAAGGUGUUACGCCCGGUCAGUUGACACUGGCGUGGUUGAUGGCACAGGGUAACGACAUCUUCCCCAUCCCGGGCACUACCAAGCCUGAGCGCCUGGAGGAGAACGUCGGGAGUCUGAAGGUUGAGCUAAGUACGGAGGAGGAACAGAAGAUUCGCAAGGCGUGUGAAGAGGCAGAGAUUAGCGGUGGACGCUACCCUGAGAGCUUUAUGAAGAUGUGCUAUGCCGACACGCCUUCGCUGGAUCAGUACCGCGAUAGUGGUGCGGACAAGACGGGGGCUGAAGGAAAGCCGACCAACACAGCAGAUAUCAUUGGUGGAUCAUAGAGUAUCACAUGGAACGAUAAAGCGCAGAGAAUGCUUAUAGACCUGGAGUGUUCUAGGAAACGAAAGCCAUGUAGUUAUGCGUUCAAUUGGACACUCUGGCCUUUCAACUCUCGUGUCGCAUACCAAAUGAAACUGUAAGCUAGGUCGCGUAGCUGCCGACUGACCAUGUAAUGAAUGUAGGAGCGAAAGAAUACAAAUACUCCGAGAAGUCUCCCUAGUUUCAAAGCU